AUGCGCUGCUCCAAAGAACUCCGCGAGCGACAGGAACUUCGCAAGAAAUUGUUUCCAAAUGAUCCUCCUCCAACUUGCCCUGCUCCUUGGGAUACGGUCUGCGCAGAGCCCUUCGAAUCCAGGCGUCAUGGCAAGUGUGAUGCAUGUAACACGAAGCAAAAGAAGAUCGAGGAAGACACGAAGCUGAGACUGCAGACGGAAAGAUUGUUAUACGAGCGGAGAACUUGGAUACCACCGACCGGGGAGCAUCUGAAGACCACGCUGCCUCCGAGCCCGCUGCCCUGCGGGUUACCGGAAGGAUGGUGGAACAAUGGGAAGUUUGUUGCUCCUAACCCCAAUGCUCCCAACCGUGGUCCAAGGCCCAGCACUACCGUCCCCCCCGUCCGCAUUCCUGGCGCACCACUGCCGGUCCCUCCCAGAGGCGAUAUUCCCAGGGCCAACACUCCCAAUCCCGUUGUCCCCAUUCCACGUAUUGCCAACCCUGUACCUCCCGGGUUGGGCGCCACCAUGAUCGACAAUCCGAGGUACCGCAGUCCCAUGCCUGGAAUUCCCGUCAGUGGUCUCCCCAAUCCGGAGGCCCCCAUAGCCGGCGAUCGCAGGACUGCCACUCCAGGUCCCAGGACUCGCAAGUCUAGUGAGCCCAACCCUGCCGUCCCCAACACCGUCGUUCCCAAGUCUGCUUCCACGACCGAUAGUCGCAAAGCUAGCACUCCCGAACCCGGUACUCACAAGGCCCGUGUUCCCAACCUCCCUGGCCCCAAACCCGUUCCCAAGGCCGCCGCUUCUGCGGCCACUAUCCGUAGGGCUGCCACUCCGGGGCCAACCACUCUCAGGUCCGCUGUUUCCAACUAUGCCGAUCCCGAUGACAUCAAGCCCAUGCCCGGAGGUUUCUUCCCUUGGGGUGUCAAGCCCUUCAAACGCGUGCCUCGCAGUCCGCCCGUUGUUCCCAGCCGCGGACUCCCCAACCUCGUCGUUCCUAUCCCCGGUCCUCCCACCACCGAGAAUCGCAGGGCUGCCACCCCCGGUCCCAACACUCGCGUUUCUAACGUUCCCAUCCCCCGAGCGCCCAAUCCUCCCCCUAUUGCUGGCGCUCCUGCCCACGACGAACUCUUCCCCGGAGGUCGUAGGCCAACUACUCCCGGGCCCAAUACUCGCAGGGUCGGCAUUCCCCUCCCCGACUCUAUCAUCCCCGGCAUCCCCAUAGCUGGUGCUCCCAUCUACGAUGAUGCAGGCAGGUCUGUCACCCCCGCUCCCAGCACUGCAAGGCCCAAGACCCCUGCGCCGCCGAAGAAAUGA
Messenger RNA from Dacryopinax primogenitus, 1296 nucleotides. RefSeq lists its product as uncharacterized. The coding region runs from base 1 to 1296 and encodes 431 amino acids. The record is from RefSeq and is a predicted model, not a curated record. The transcript is spliced from 2 exons. NCBI's taxonomy places the organism in Eukaryota, Fungi, Basidiomycota, Dacrymycetes, Dacrymycetales, Dacrymycetaceae.